AUGCAAAGUCUCGAUACUUUGCACGAGAAAAUGGAGAAGGGCGUGAGAGCACAGCAUCGGACGCUGCAAAUGCCGGACCCGACACCGCUUAUAGAGGCAUGGUUCAGGGAGACAAGCUUUGAAGUUGGAGGAUUGGUGAAAGGCCGAGAAGACGUGUUUGUGAGACAUGAUAAAGCUGCGGCAAAGCCCAUUUGACGGCUUACAUCCAAUCUAUUCUUAUUGGUCAGACAACCGCUGGCGAGUUGUUUGACUUCAAAUUCUACGAUCGCGACUUGAGUCUCCAAGAAGCUCAACUCGACUAUUACACCGGCACCGAAUACAGCGUGCCGUCCAUGCCCGGCAGCCCCCAGGCGCCCAUCUCACAAGUCAGAGCCAACAUAAUGAAGUAUUUGAAGACACACAGUACGUGUUUGGGCAAAAAUCAAUAACCUGCGAGAAAGACAGGCGUGAGAGAAGGCAUGUGUUUGUGCACAGCCUACACAGCCUACGAGUGCCACUUCCCAUCCACAGUCGAGGCCAACAGCAGCACCAACUACGCGUGCACCGAUUACCGGACAACAGAGACGGGAGAGUACUUUGGUGUCCAGCCACAGGACUUCCUGGUAAGUGUACGGAUCGAACGAAGAGUCCCUCUGUGAAGCCGAUUCAUUUUCGUUUCUCGUUUCUGAUCUGUUGUGUCUCAGGGCGAGAGUGUGUACGCCGACUUUCUGCGCGUGUUUGAUUCAAUGAUUAUCAAGAGAGGCGCCUCAAGCGAUAUCCGCUUUACGCGCGACUGGAUAGAUAUACAGACACGGUGAGAUGCUGAAUAAUCCAUACGCGUAAAGACGGACCGCUAGUCUGCCCGCCGGGUCUCAGUUUGUGUGCUGUGUGUGUAUGAUAGGGAAGUGAAUAUAAUCUCCAGGUAUCCAACCCAGCCACGCCAUCAUCUCUCUCUCUCUCUCUCUUUGUGUGCGUGUGCGUGUAUAUAUAUGUGUGUGUGUGUGUGUCAGCUUCUGCACACCGACACUGAGGAUCGGCACCCUCAUGAAAAUCUCCUUUCUUAUGGUCAGUGGGGGCGGGGUGGCCUGGGGGGCAGCACCGACGAAGGGUGAAUUGUCUCUUUGUGUGUGCGUUGGUGUGUACGCUGUGUGCAGGAGCAGGAGCGGGUCCAAGGAUCUUUCACCCUCGACAGCGUCCACUCGGUGUUACACAUACGCAGACACACUUACGAGGCUCUGGAUGACUAUGUCUCUGUGCGUGUGCAUGGUUGUACAGAUGGGAGACACUGAGGACAUUCUCUUUCAAGUCUUGAUGUAUACCGUCGCACUCCUCGUCCUCGCCAGACUCGCCGCUUCCUUCUACAGGUACAUAUUGAAGUGCGCAGCACACAGGCUUAAGUGUGGUCAUCGGUUUUCUCUCAGGGUUUUCUUUCGGAAGAAGAGCUUCUCCAACAAGAUCGGCAUCUCGAGGUUCUGGUGCCUUGUGGAUCUUUUGCUGGGCUGUAUCAUUAUGCUUGCCGUCGGCUUUAUGAUUAUGAGGCGGGUGACGUUUGAGGGCGAAGACUUUUAACCUCUACUUCAGCGAGAUUCUCGAGGUAUCGCGUGUCCAUGAGUGGGUCGAAGCCUGGUUGACCGGCGUUCCUGCCUUCUGUCAGAUCCCGUGGACUUCCGAGACCAUCGCGCCGAGCGAGAAAUUCGCAAUGUUCUUCGACGCUCUCCAGGAUAUCUCCCGUCAUAUCAAUGUCUUGUUCUACUCCAACACACUUGUGGCCAUCGUGUUCUACCUCUACUUCGCAAGAAUCGUUAUCUACAUGUACGACACACAGGGAGAGGGGCGGGGAGAGAUCGAGACAUUCUGCGUGGUCGCUGCGGACUGCAUGAGUGUGUCUCUUACCCAUAUAUGCAGGUCAGCUCAUCCGCGCGUUGCCGUCCUGGUUCGAACCUGUGUGCUGGCCGGAAACGAUCUGUUCCACUUUCUCCUGACGUUUAUCAUACUCUACGUGAUCCUCGCGUUCAUCGGAUAUUUUCAAUUCGGUGCGAGUUUUUAUGUCUUCUCCACGUUUCAAGAGAGCCUGAUGACGCAAUUCAAGAUGCUCGUCGGCUCUUGGUAGGCGUGCGUCCCUAUCAUACGUGUGUGGGAGUUGCGCACGUUGCUGUCACGCUCACACGUGUGACCGAUGUCAGGCCAGAGGAGAUUACCAACACAGGAGAGAAUUCCGCGCUCAUCAUCUAUUUCGUCAUCUUUGCGCUGGUGGUGGUUUUCAUUCUGGUAGGUGGUCAUCAUGACUGAAGGUGAUGAUCCCACAUGCAUCAAUGCUGGUGGUCAUCAGAUGAAUUUCUUCGUGGCGAUCAUUAUCGAAAAAUAUGAGACGGCCAAGUGAGUGGGUGCGUGUGGGUAUGGACACAGCGACAGAGGUGGCCGGAUUGCCAUGUGUGAUGGAUGGGUAUUGCCACGUGUGCAGGUACCAGCUUGAAGAAAUGGCGUGCGAGGUCAACAACAUUCUCGUCGAUAGGUGGGUGAAUUGGCGUGUGUGUGUACUUCCGCUGUGAGGAAUUUCCGUGUGUCUCUGUGUCUCCCUGCAGCUACGACCUGAUCAUUCAGACCGUCGCGAGCACGACCUAUCGCUGGCCGCCGAGGACGGAAAUCAUAUCUGAGCUGGAAGGCAACACACACACACACACAGACGCAUACACACAUGGCGUCGCACACUCCCUCCGAUGUGUGUCUUGCGUGUUGUGUGUGGCAUGUGUGCCUGCCUGGGUGCAGAGAUGGAUUUCGAAGGCGACACAGUGAGCUACAGUGACUUCAAGGAUUAUACGUGCUUCAAGGACCGCCCGAAGAGGAGUGUCCAGGCCCUCUACAGCUACUACGCCUGGUACCAGCUGUCAUAUGCCCAUGGAUGUAUGUCUUUGUGUGUUUGCGUCCCUGUGUGUCUCUGUGCAUGUGUCGUGUCGACAGGAGGUUCACCUCAUUGCACGUCGACUACACGAGUUCCCUGCCUGCCGCAGUGGCCGCCAAGCUUCAGGACCCGGCCAUCUGCUGGGCGGUAAGUCCCAGAGUAAGAGUGCUUUUACUUUAAU
Vitrella brassicaformis is the source of this 3059-nucleotide messenger RNA. The record is from the annotation of a GenBank genome assembly. Lineage: Eukaryota; Vitrellaceae.